GUUCAAAGACACCAUCCUCACUUCUUCCCUUCCUCAAAGCUACGUGUCCUACCAAAUACAUCACUUUGUGCAUUUACGCGCUAAAAACCAAACUUCUCCCCUCUUUCCUCACUUCAACCGCGAACCACUAUAAAUCCCCUCUAAUUAAACUCCAACUCAAACAUCUCAAUCUCAAUCUCAAUCACGAACAUGGACCCAAAGCAGCCAAAUCUCAACGGAGCCUACUAUGGCCCCCCAAUCCCCCCUCAGCCUCAAUCCUACAACAACAUCGGCCGCCGUUCCUCGUGCGGCCCUUGCUCUUGCCUCUGCUCCCUCCUCAAAGCCCUAAUCUCCAUCAUCGUCAUCCUCGGCAUCGUCGUCCUCGUCCUCUGGCUCGUCUUUCGUCCCAACGAAAUCAAAGUCUACGUGACCUCCGCCGACCUCUCCCAGUUCAACCUCACCAACAACAACAAUCUGCAGUACAAUCUGUCGCUCAACAUGUCCAUUAGGAAUCCCAACAAAAGGAUCGGAAUUUACUACGAUUAUAUGGAAGCUCGAGCCAUUUACGAUGGUUCAAGAUUUGGGUACACGAAUAAUUUGCCGACCUUUUAUCAAGGGCAUAAGAAUACUAGCGAUUUCUUCCCGGUGUUUCAAGGCCAAAGUUUGGUGUUUGGCGAUUCUCUGAAGGGCACUUACGGCAGAGAGAAAGGGGAGGGGUUUUAUUAUGUUGAGGUGAAGGUUUAUAUGUGGAUUAGGCUGAAGGUUUCUAUUGUCAAGAUUCGCGCUAAGCCUCACGUUGAUUGUACGUUGAAGUUGCCAGUGCCGGGCUCCGGCGCGAAGUUUGAAGAGACAAGCUGCGAUGUCGAUUACUUUUGAUUUGGGAUCGCUUAUCGUUUGUUGAUACGUUAUUAUUUGAUAGAGGGGAUAUUAUUGUGGUUCGUACGCUUUGAUGUAUUCUUUUUUGGAGUUAUACACAUGUUUGCAGCAUUUGUAUGUAUGCCAUCGUUUAUAUACCUAUGAAUAAGACAUUUUUUUUAGAUAA
This is a messenger RNA of Asparagus officinalis (garden asparagus), 1021 nucleotides long. Its product is annotated as NDR1/HIN1-like protein 3. NCBI's taxonomy places the organism in Eukaryota, Viridiplantae, Streptophyta, Magnoliopsida, Asparagales, Asparagaceae. Gene Ontology annotation, biological process: defense response to other organism. Bases 190 to 855 code for a protein of 221 amino acids. The transcript has a single exon. The record is from RefSeq and is a predicted model, not a curated record.